Suillus subaureus is the source of this 2441-nucleotide messenger RNA. Its product is annotated as UNC-like C-terminal-domain-containing protein. The record is from RefSeq and is a predicted model, not a curated record. The transcript has 4 exons. Gene Ontology annotation, cellular component: cytoplasm; membrane. Lineage: Eukaryota; Fungi; Basidiomycota; Agaricomycetes; Boletales; Suillaceae. The coding region runs from base 178 to 2382 and encodes 734 amino acids. Gene Ontology annotation, biological process: protein folding in endoplasmic reticulum.
CUCGUUGAGGUGCGUCAGGCCCAGGGACAGUGACCGAAAUACUUCUUGUGGUUCUAAGAACCGCCGACGUGGCGAUCGAUAUUAUCUUCCUACAACUGUUUGUGGGAAGCACUCAUGUUGCUUUAGUUGUCUUCGACUCUUUGGAAAGUCUGAAAGGCUGUGGUUGAGACUUUACUGAUGGUUUCCUUCGCGGCGCUCCCCAAGACGUUACUCCUUCUCCUGCUCACGUUGCCAGCUCUCGUCGUCUCGGUCGCUCUUCCCUCGUCUAAGAAUGACCCAUUUCGCGCUAUAGUUCUUGCAUAUCGCAAGCGCCAACCUGAGCCGCCUCUCUGCUGUCUGACACCACCUCCGUCAACAGAACCACCAGAUGAUGUCGAGGAUGUCCUGCUCUCGUUUGAGGAGUGGAAGUCCAAGCAGUUCCAGUCCCAAUUCCAGUCGCAGUCACAGACCCAGCCUCGGGUGACUGCUCAUUCCCAAAUCGAAGCUUUAGAACAUACGGAGUCGAGUGCUACCCAGGAACCAAAUGCCACUGUGCCAGACACGCCUGCAUACCUCCCGGAAACAGAGCUUUCCCCUCAUUUCAGGGUACCUAUCACCGACCGCUUCAACUAUGCAAACCUGGAUUGCUCUGCACGCGUCCACACUUCACAUCGCUCUGCCAAGUCUCCUUCGUCCAUUUUGUCAUCAAAGAAAGAUAAAUACAUGCUUUCGCCAUGUUCUUCAGGCAAGGAGGAGCAGUUUGUGGUUGUAGAGUUGUGCGAGGAUAUUAGAAUCGACACCGUGCAACUCGCGAACUUCGAGUUUUUCAGCGGGGUGUUCAAGGAUUUUUCGGUCAAGGUUGCAAAGACCUACACGACGUCUGAUGACGGGUGGGUACUGGCAGGUACCCACAAGGCAAAGAAUGUCCGUGGUGUGCAGUCCUUCCACACACCAACUACCCUGCGCGAUUUCUAUAGGUACAUCCGAAUCGACUUCCACUCACACUAUGGACACGAGUAUUACUGUCCUGUCUCCCUUCUUAGGGUCUAUGGUCUAACCCACCUUGAACAAUGGAAGUGGGACAUGUGGGAAGAAGAGAGUCAUAAACUCGCCGGAGCUCAAGCUCAAGUAUUUUCCUCCAUUGCGGAGCCCCUACCCAUCAGUUCUGGGGGAUCUGAACUGAACAAGUUUAUGGAUGAGCUUGAGGCUCAGAAACUACCCCCUGUCUAUCCUCUUGACACCCCACUUCCGACAAUCAAGGCGCCGUCUACGGCACAUACGAGUCUAAGUAACUCUCAAGCGUCCAAGGCGGUGAUCCGGAAGUCCAACUCAGCCAGCCCCUCUUUUCAAUCUACGACGUCUUCGCCGGCCACUGUUCUUACCGACUCCGCCGUCAUGCAGCAGCCUACCUCGUCCGCUAUCUCAAAAUCUGUAUUGAGUUCUGAGACGAGCAUUACAUCUUCCUCCGACUCCGCCAUAUUCUCCACAGCAUCUCUCUCGUCUAAUGAGAGCUCAUCCACCCAAACCUCAUAUUUAAUCUCCUCAGAAGUCCCACAUACCUCUAAUAUUGAAGCAUCUUUAUCGCAAUCAUCAUCAUCAUCAUUUCAUCACGGCCCAUCUUCGAAUACGCUGUCGACCGCCUUGCCAACAUUAUCUACCCCUCCACCGGUCGGGUCAGGUGGAGAGUCAAUAUACCGCACAAUCAUGACCCGACUGACUCUCCUGGAGGCAAAUCAUAGCCUUUAUGCACGUUAUGUGGAAGAGCAAACUGCUGGUGUACGCGAAGUACUCAGAAGGCUCGGUGAGGAUGUUGGUAGGUUGCAAAGCAGUCGCAUACAAGCACAAAUGUAUCAGCGCACAGUUCACGAGUGGGAAAGACAGCGGCUUCGUCUGGAGUUCGAACACAGUGAAUUACUCUCCCGAGUAAAUCAUCUUGCUGAAGAGGUCACCCUUGAAAAACGUCUUGGCAUUGCACAACUUUGCCUACUUCUGGCAGUGCUUGUAUUCAUAGGCUUGACCAGGGGUGCAUCGUCCAUAGAACCCCCUCAACUCAUUACUCGUCCUGCGAGAGAAUGGGGCCGACGCAACUUGAGCUUCGCUAGCAAUAACGCUGAACGUAGCUCGAAUAGUUUGCUGUUCCGAAGUCGCAGUCCUCCUGACAUUCCUGUCGGCAAGAGGUCUGAAACUAUAAAGGAUCGUUCUUCAUGCCCAGAUUCUCGUGUAGACUUUUCGUCUCAUCGAACACAACGGUCCUCUGAUCACAACUCCAUUCCACGCCGACCCCUGCACUUUACUGCCUUAGCAGAUAAACGAUCCACCCCGCGCAGGCUCCACCGCCGCAAAACGGCCCGGCCCUCCAUUUGCCAAUUUUGCACUUCGCACCCCCACUCGCCGCGUACCUAAUUCCAUCUCCACAGAGACAUCCACACUCCCUCGUGCCGCCCAUAUGGUACGAACAAACU